CAACAUUGCAAGCCAUGUCGCCGCCAGUGCUCGGAGCCACUCGACCACUGGCCCCUCAGCCUGUGAGGCCCGCCGAUGCUCCUGUUCUGCAGCCUUUGCACAACAGUUACCCUCUCAAGUCGACCAGAUCGAGGCGGGGCACUAUCAACGCCGCAUGUCGCGAGUGUCGUUUGAAGAAGUUAAAGCGUUGUCUCGUCAAGGGCAUUGACUCUUGUGAAUAUACCGUAAACCCGGGAGAGACACGCUUCACUGCUCUNAAAAGGAAGAAUGCCUCGCUGGUGACAGAGGCCGAUCGAAUGCACAAAUUUAUAGAAGCCUUGCGUUCUGCAUCUCCCUCUCAGGCCCAGGAAAUGCUGAACCAUCUCCGCACCACUGAGGAUCUAUCCCAUUUGUCUACACUGACCCUGUCCCAACCCGACUCCCAUGCUCAACCCUUCGACCGCCAGGAUUCCGACUCGUCCAUGUCUUCUGGUCCAUCUCCUCCUUCCAACGCCGACACUGUUCACACUCCGCACACUUCGCGUUCGAGAAGUGCUAAUUCCCAUACUAAAUCUAAUCCAUCAUUNUCCCUCGACGACGACACACUUACUGUUGACGCCCCCUAUCAGCCAUUCUCCGAUUAUGAAAGACCUUUACCAAGCGUGGAUACUCUUCGGAAAUGCAUCGACACCUUNUACAGCGAGUCCGGCAAGCUAUUCCAUGUCUUCUCGCCUGGCCAUAUUGACAUGCAAUUUCGGAUCCUAGAAGCCCAGAGUGACAAACAAGCGCUCCGUGUCGCCGCCUGCGAGCUCUGUGCUGUAGCCUCUCUCGGCUCUCAAUAUAUCAAGGAAUCUCUCUCGGAAGGUACCCAACAGAACAUGUACAGUGCCGCAAAGCAUCUCUUGGAAGACGCCCUCACCACCGACGCACAUCGGGCUGCCAAAACGUGUGCCAUGCUUUGUCUAUUUAACGUUAUGAGCAAACAAAAGGUUGCCAUGACAUUCGUCGUCUGCCCACCCAACAUGGAACGGAGUCAAUGGACAGAACUUCGGAAAACCUGGAGAGUGCUCGUCUUCCUUGAGACUUGGUUAUCUUCGACUCUCGGCUAUGUUUCGGGGUUACAAUUGUCAAAAGAGCUUACGAAUAUAAGGAACCUCGAGAUUGAGCAUGAAGCCACCCUCGAGGAAAAGGUCACCACCGAAAUGGUCAAAAUCACGGUCAUCAAGUUCGACAUGCUACGACUUAGCUUGUCCUUCAAAGGUCUGAGUGCGCUCAUGGUUGAGACAAUCACAAACGAGUUACACCACUGGUAUCAAAGCCUACCGCACGAGAUGCGCUCUGCCGAUCUAACGAACAACUCUGAGGUAUCCUUUGAGUUGCGGAGAACCAUCUACUAUGUCAAAUUCCUUUAUUUUGGAGCUCGGAUUAUGCUUUUGCGUCGUGUUCUUCAAAGCAUGCACGAGCAAAGCAACCUACUUGCAGGUGACGAAGCGGUAUUUAACGACUUGGUAGUCCAAGCGAAUUUCGCUGCCAGAGAAUCUGCCAAGCUGUUCAAGAUAAUGCUAGUCGAAGGCCGUAUCGCCUACUCUAGCUGUGUUAUAGUACUCCACAACGUUGCGGAGAUGCUGUUUGAGCAGCACCUGGAAAGACGACCCGUAAGUAUGCUGCAAGAUAACUUACACCUUGCCCUCGCUUGCAUCGGCUUUCUCCAAACAUGCAGCCAGAAAGACCUAGCUGCCGGGCAGUUCCACUUGACACUCAGCCGAUUCUACACUACUCUGUAUUCUACCGCCAGCGGUCAGCUCGAGCUUGGUCCGGAUGUGGUCAACACCGCCCGCGAUCUCAACGAACUGAUCAGACGACCAUUCAAGACCUCUAGUCAAGCCAGUCCUGGAUUUUGCUAUCUCUGGCAAGAGGAGGAUCAAGAGAAUGCACAGCGUCAACAAUAUAUCGAUGAUCUCAUGAUACGAGAUGUCGCGAACGCACCUGACCAGUCAUUAUGCUGCGACAGCUGGCAGCGGAUCGAUGGCAUCAAGAAUGAUGGGAUGGUUCACGACCUGCUCAGUGGCAUCCGACCUGGCCGGUUCCUUCCAGGGUUUGAAUCCAGUACCUGGACU
Aureobasidium vineae is the source of this 2096-nucleotide messenger RNA. The record is from the annotation of a GenBank genome assembly. Lineage: Eukaryota; Fungi; Ascomycota; Dothideomycetes; Dothideales; Saccotheciaceae.